CUCUCCUCUCCUCUCUCCCCCCCCCCCUUCAAACCUCUCCCUGUGCUUCUCUGCUGGGCUCCAAAAACAGGCCAGUGUUCCCGUCCCCCCCCCCCCCCCAAGACCCAAACUGCUCCAUUGAUCCCGGGACGUCCAGCUCACAGGGUUCCUGCGCGUUGAGCUCUGAGGACCCAGCUGAGCGUCUUCCUGCAGAUUCCCUGAUUUGAAACUUGCCAUCUAUCCAAAGAAAUAAGUCAUCAUAUGUACCUGCCAUAAUAUGGAGCUGCAGAAGCUAUCAAAUGGAAACCACCACCAUGACGUUGAAGUGCCUUCGGAUGGCGGAGUUCCACCUGAGGAGGAAAAGUUCCUGCCACACAAGAGCGAUGGAUCGAAGACAGCUCAGUUCACAGACUUUGAGGGUAAAACCUCUUUUGGGAUGUCCGUUUUUAACCUGAGCAACGCCAUCAUGGGCAGCGGCAUCCUGGGUCUGUCGUACGCCAUGUCAAACACUGGCAUCGUCCUCUUUCUGUUCUUGCUGACGUGUAUCGCAUGUUUAUCCUGUUAUUCCAUCCAUCUGCUGCUAACCAGCGCGGGCGUUGUGGGUAUUCGUGCGUACGAGCAGCUCGGCCUGAGAGCUUUCGGUCAUACUGGAAAGAUUCUAGCAGCGGUCAUCAUAACGCUUCAUAACAUUGGAGCCAUGUCCAGUUACCUGUUCAUCGUCAAAUCUGAGCUACCGCUGGUUAUACAGGCUUUUCUCAACCAGACGUCCAGCUCGGGUGAAUGGUUCAUGAAUGGAAACUACCUCAUCAUCAUCGUCACGGUGUGCAUCAUCCUCCCGCUGACCCUGAUGAAACACCUCGGGUAUCUCGGUUAUACCAGCGGCUUCUCUCUCUCCUGUAUGGUCUUCUUUCUCUCUUCGGUCAUCUACAAAAGAUUCAACAUCCCUUGUCCUCUGGAAGCGUUCGGAAACUUCUCAGUGAGCCCCGUCGUCCCAGAUGAAAUGUGCACGGCCAAAUUCUUCACUGUCAACCAAGAGACGGCGUACACCAUCCCCAUCCUGGCAUUUGCUUUCGUCUGUCACCCUGAGGUGCUUCCCAUCUACACGGAGCUGAGCAACCCAACAAAGAGGAGAAUGCAGAAUAUCGGAAAUGUUUCCAUCCUGGGCAUGUUCAUCAUGUACUUCUUCACCGCCAUUUUUGGAUAUCUGACCUUCUACGGCUUCACGGAGGCAGAGCUCCUCCAUACCUACAGUAAGGUGGAUCCCCUGGACACCCUGAUCCUCUGUGUUCGUCUGGCCGUCCUGGUGGCCGUCACCCUGACCGUCCCCGUCGUCCUGUUUCCUAUCCGUCGCGCUCUCCUGCAGCUGCUGUUCCCAGGUAGACCCUUCCACUGGCUGCGUCACAUCGCCAUCGCCAUGUGUCUGCUGUUCGCCGUCAACCUGCUGGUCAUCCUCGUUCCCAACAUUCGAGACAUCUUUGGAAUCACUGGUGCAACCACUGCUCCCAGUCUGAUCUUCAUCCUUCCAGGACUGUUUUACAUCCGCAUUGUCCCCACUGACCAGGAGCCCAUGAAGUCCAGACCCAAAAUCCAGGCUGCAUGUUUCACAGCUCUCGGUUUCAUAUUCAUGUCCAUGAGUAUAACAUUCAUCGUGCUCGAUUGGACGAGUGGAGAAAAGCGAAGUCUUGGUGGUCAUUAAAUUCCAAUACCCCAAAACCCUCCAGCACCUGCAGGCCAAUGCUGCACCCCCUGGUCCUCCAGUCCUCUGGACAGGAACCAAGACUCAACCUUUCUGCUGGAAGGCUCCCAGCUUUUGUGGGACUGUUUUUAGUAAUCGUAAAGACAAUCUGUCCCUCCAAAGUGGUGACAGGAGCCCACCCAGGUUGAUAUAAACCAUCCAUCAGCAUAUAUCACAGGUGGUGUUCCUUUGUUCACGAAGAGCCGCCAACAUGUUGACCAUGGACGCCCCGUAACUACUCAAAGUUAUUUGCCUUCACAUAGGUAUAAUGUGGUGUUUAAUAACAGCUACAAUAAAAGCAAAUUGGAGGAAUGUCACGAUAAAAAGUUUAAUUUUAACAGCAGCUUUUGAUGGAGUAAAGUUAUUUUAGGAUGUGCUUUAAAUUUUUUUUUGUAUUUAAAAAAUGGAUUCCAUCGUGGUGUUCAAAAUUAAAGUCCAAUCAUUUGUGUUUAUCAGAGAGCUGAACCGUGUGAGAUACCUGAACUAAAGUGUUCAGAUGAUUCAUUUUAAUUCGUCUGUUUUUGGUUAUUGUAAAUCUGAAGGGAAGUGGGCUUCAAUCAGCCUACGUGAAGUUUACACGACUGUGAACCAAUUAAUUUGGUAGAAUUAAUUAGUGAAUUUAUUCUUGAGUGGAUAUUGUUUAAUAAAAAUUCACGAAAGA
This is a messenger RNA of Labrus mixtus (cuckoo wrasse), 2375 nucleotides long. RefSeq names its product sodium-coupled neutral amino acid transporter 3-like. The transcript has 16 exons. Gene Ontology annotation, biological process: L-glutamine transport; serine transport; L-histidine transmembrane transport. Bases 257 to 1675 code for a protein of 472 amino acids. The record is from RefSeq and is a predicted model, not a curated record. NCBI's taxonomy places the organism in Eukaryota, Metazoa, Chordata, Actinopteri, Labriformes, Labridae. Gene Ontology annotation, molecular function: glycine transmembrane transporter activity; L-glutamine transmembrane transporter activity.